ACUAUCACCCACACAUAGCAUUUCAAAACAAUAAACUCUCACCAGUCACCACCUUCUCCAUUAUUCUAUCUCACCAUAUCAUCCUAUUUUUAGCUCCAAAAUCCCCAUUCCAAGCCUAAAUCUUUCAUCUUCAAGGUGAUCUCAAACAUUUUAAGGGGUUUUCUUGCUUAAGGACUCAGAUUUUCUCGUUUCUCUCAAGAAUCUUCACCUAGCUUUGCUAGUGAAAAAGCAGGAAGCAUAGGUUAACACUGUUUCUCCUCUCCAUAUCAGCACUCUCUUUAGUCAGACUCAAUAAUCCAACAAACAUCUCAAUGAAGAAGCUCUUGUUAUUUGCAUUCUUCUUGAUUUUCUACGCAAAUUGUCGGUUUACACAGUCAACAAAGCUCCAUACGCAAGAAGUUAAAGUACUGAAGGAAAUUUGGAAUAAGACAAGGGUUCUUGAUUGGGACUUUGACAAGGAUCCAUGCAGUUUGGAAGGGGACUGGCUCUACAGUGUUGACUGCAAUUGUUCUUUUGACGGAAAUACCACGUGCCGUGUUACUAGAAUAUUUAUAACGCAGAAGAAUAUCACAGGACCCAUUCCAUCCGAGUUUGCCAAGCUUAGGCAUCUUCAAAAUUUGGAUCUAAGUCAAAACUACUUCAGUGGAACCAUACCAUCUGAAUGGGCCACCAUGCCUUUGAGAAAGCUCUACCUUGAGGGAAACAUGUUAUCCGGUCCAUUUCCAACAACUCUCACCAAAAUGACCACCCUUCAAACGUUGGUCUUAGAAGGAAAUCACUUUUCAGGACCCAUACCCAAAGAGAUUGCAAACUUGACAUAUAUGAAAGAGCUUGAUCUAUCGUCAAAUGAUUUCACUGGCGAACUCCCAAGUGGAGUAGCAAACCUUACCAAGUUGACCACUCUGAGGUUAAGCGGAAACAAUUUUACUGGAAAGAUACCGAGCUUUAUUGAGAAAUGGACGCGAAUUGAAAAACUUCAUAUACAAGGUUGUUCUUUUGAGGGGCCCAUACCUUCUAGCAUCUCUCGCCUAAUACAUUUGCAGGAUUUGAGAAUCAGUGACUUAAAAGGUGGAGCUUCUACUUUUCCCUCACUAGCGAAAAUGCAAGAACUGAAUACAUUGGUACUUAGGAAUUGUUUUAUUCAUGGGAAAGUUCCUAACUACGUCGGAGAUAUGAAAGAGCUGAAUACGUUGUAAGUAAUUCACAAGAUGUUCCUUCCUUCUCAUGCAUAUAGAUUAUCAUGGGUAGGUUUGAAGCCGAGAUGUGUGUUUUGAAACUUAUUAAAUUGUUUGAGGCUUUAGUUUGAAUGAACUACAUUUCAAUGCUUGGAUAACAAAAUCCACUUCUUGAU
Messenger RNA from Helianthus annuus (common sunflower), 1351 nucleotides. Its product is annotated as probable LRR receptor-like serine/threonine-protein kinase At1g07650. NCBI's taxonomy places the organism in Eukaryota, Viridiplantae, Streptophyta, Magnoliopsida, Asterales, Asteraceae. Bases 312 to 1196 code for a protein of 294 amino acids. The transcript has 12 exons. The record is from RefSeq and is a predicted model, not a curated record. Gene Ontology annotation, molecular function: protein binding.